UCUCUGAGGACCAAACAGUCACAAAUUACACUAGCUCCCCACAGGAAAUUAACAUAAAUAAAUAUGAAACUCUUUGGUGUCCUGUUCAUCUUUGCUGUGCUAUACGAGAUUAACUCAGCCUCUCGACUCUGUGGACCAACUUUGGCACAAAUUCUAGAGGCAGUUUGUGUAAAGGGCUACAAUGGAAAGCUUGUGAGCAAAAAGUCAAGUAACAAGGCAUUGGUGCCACGAGACAUGGCUGUCUUGAAUAUGUUUAACGAGAUCGAUGAUGAGGAACCAUUCAGAUCAGACUCUCUUUUAAAUGAUAUGCUAUUUAGCGAGCACUUCAAUACUGUGGCCAAAACACGAAGACAACGACAUUUCAAUGGAGUAUAUGAUGAGUGUUGUCGUAAAGAAUGCACCUUAGACGAGUUGGCCGGAUAUUGCCUUUAAUUCAUAACUGCCUUAUACACAUACACAUAUAUCUAAGAACAAAUCAAGAAAGUAUUGAAAAUAAAAGCCAAACUACUAACUUUUUAAGCACAUAUUCACAUAA
Messenger RNA from Stomoxys calcitrans (stable fly), 535 nucleotides. RefSeq names its product probable insulin-like peptide 3. NCBI's taxonomy places the organism in Eukaryota, Metazoa, Arthropoda, Insecta, Diptera, Muscidae. The transcript has 2 exons. The record is from RefSeq and is a predicted model, not a curated record. Gene Ontology annotation, cellular component: extracellular region. Gene Ontology annotation, molecular function: hormone activity. Bases 64 to 432 code for a protein of 122 amino acids.